This is a messenger RNA of Pocillopora verrucosa, 693 nucleotides long. RefSeq lists its product as uncharacterized. The record is from RefSeq and is a predicted model, not a curated record. NCBI's taxonomy places the organism in Eukaryota, Metazoa, Cnidaria, Anthozoa, Scleractinia, Pocilloporidae.
UGAGCGGGCAGGUAUUCCGGCUGAAUAAUCCCCUUGCAAAAGCUCAGGACGUUCUUCACGAUUGCAACAUGGAUAAAAUCUUUAAAGGGCUUGGUGUUGUAACUGGAAAAUGCUACAACAUGCAUCAGGAUUGGUCAAAGGCCCCAGAAUGGGUGAAGGAACAUUACAAGAUUGAGGAGCAACAACAUUGUGGUGAUAUUACCACUCUUCCACAAGGCGCUGUGAAGGGAGUGGUUGAGGCGGUCGGUGUAUUUGCCAAGGAAAAUCCACACGACGUAGCUCUGAUGGGUAAGAAGAUCGCCAAGACUGUAGGAAUUACAGAGCAACAAGGGUUGGCGUUUUCUUCUGGAUUCCUUCAAACUGCAAACUUGAGCCAAAAAUGAGUAAAGUGUCAUACGAUUUUAGCGGUUACAUCUCGAGCUCACUACCUGAUAUAACAACUAUUUGUUUACUAUAGUCACAGUGCUAAACUAUUGCAAGUAAAAGUAAAUGGAUUGAAGUGUACUAGCCAUAAGGAGCCAAAUUUUAAUUUUUGAAACAAGAAUCUCGGCACCAAUUUAGGAUAUUUUGCAGAUAAUAUAUCGAAAGUGUAAUGCAAACCCAAUCUCUUAAUGAACACUUUCUUUAGCAAUCAACAGUCAGCCAAACGAGAAAAUGUAAAAAUGUAACUUCAGCGUAUGUAUAUUAAAGUUC